This is a messenger RNA of Cervus elaphus (red deer), 2077 nucleotides long. RefSeq names its product poly(A) binding protein cytoplasmic 1 like 2A (gene PABPC1L2A). Gene Ontology annotation, molecular function: poly(U) RNA binding; poly(A) binding; mRNA 3'-UTR binding. NCBI's taxonomy places the organism in Eukaryota, Metazoa, Chordata, Mammalia, Artiodactyla, Cervidae. The coding region runs from base 7 to 609 and encodes 200 amino acids. The record is from RefSeq and is a predicted model, not a curated record. The transcript has a single exon. Gene Ontology annotation, cellular component: ribonucleoprotein complex; cytosol; cytoplasmic stress granule.
UUUCCUAUGGCCUCGCUGUACGUGGGCGACCUGCACCCUGAGGUGACAGAGGCAAUGCUGUAUGAGAAGUUCAGCCCGGCCGGACCCAUCCUCUCCAUCCGCAUAUGCAGGGACAAGAUCACCCGCCGCUCGUUGGGCUAUGCGUAUGUCAACUACCAGCAACCGGUGGACGCCAAGCGGGCCUUGGAGACCCUGAACUUUGAUGUCAUCAAGGGCAGGCCAGUGCGCAUCAUGUGGUCCCAGCGGGACCCCUCGCUCCGCAAGAGCGGAGUGGGCAACGUCUUCAUCAAGAACCUGGGCAAGACCAUCGACAACAAGGCUCUGUACAACAUCUUCUCGGCGUUCGGCAACAUCCUGUCUUGCAAAGUGGCCUGCGACGAAAAGGGGCCCAAGGGCUAUGGGUUCGUGCACUUCCAAAAGCAGGAGUCCGCGGAGCGGGCCAUAGAUGCGAUGAAUGGCAUGUUCCUGAACUACCGCAAAAUUUUCGUUGGGAGAUUCAAGUCGCAUAAAGAACGAGAGGCCGAAAGGGGAGCCUGGGCCAGGCAAUCCACCAGUGCUGACGUCAAGGAUUUCGAGGAAGACACCGAUGAGGAGGCCACCUUGCGAUGAAAACAUCCCAGGAGCGAGCCAGCCAGCAGAGCCAAACCUUGGCUCCCACCCGGUUUACAACCCCACCCCCCAUCCCAUUCUCCCCAACCCACCAGCAGUGUAUUGUAUUGGGAGUGCAGGUCUCUCUCUCACCCCUUCCUUCCUCCUUCCUUCACUCCACCUCUGCCUUCCUGUUUGUCCGUCUCUGUGUCUCUCUUGACUUCCCCCUUCCCUCCCCUCCCCUCCCCCCACACCCACCUUGGGUGUUGUGAAUAAUCUUGCUAAUCUGUGCCACUUGAUAGUUAAAGGCUGCCUCUUCUCCUUGUGGUUUGGUUUAAAAAGCACUUUCUCUCUUUGUUUAUUGCACAGGUGAUGCAAUGUCAUGGUAGAAACAUCAGGAAGGAGAAGGAAAUCAGAUGAGGGAAAACCAAGAGAGUAAUUGCUCCCCAUGACCCUACUACCCGGAGACAACCACUUUUACCAUUUUGGUGUGCUGUUUUCCAGGCUCUCUUAUCUCCUUCUCUCUCUCUCUCUCACCCUUCCUCACCUCCACCCCGCCUUCCCUUUUAACACAGUGUUAUAGAAUGGUUCAUGUAUGUGGUGUUUCUUAACCUGCUUUUUCAAAAACUAAAACCAAACAAAUGUCAACCCAUUGAACUUCUUUCCGUGUUAUUCAACAGGCUUGAGAAAGGUCAUCUUCAGUGCCUGCAGAGUGUAUCUAUGGACCCUAACAUUUCUGUAGUCAUUGCCACAUUGUUGGACAUUCAGGUGGUGCCUAGUUCUUUCCCUGUGUUUAAACCCAGCACUGUGUAUACUCUGAUGAGUGAAUUCUUCCUUGUCAAGCCAAAUCUUUGCUAGCGUACAGGAUGUUCUUAAUUGUGGACUUGCAGGAUCCACAUGUGGACAUUUUAAAGACUGUUCCUGUGUGUUGCCAAAUGGCCCCUUCAUAAGCAUUGUUACCAAUUUGUAUUCAUGCCAGUCACCUCAAAUAGUAAAAAUAGUAUGCCCAUUUCCCCUGCAUAGUCUCCUGGUCACUGUAAUUGGUGUGUGUGCGCGUGUGCGUGCGCAUGCGUGUGCCUGUGUCUUGGCCCACUCGAUGGUUGUUUUGCUGAAUUUAAAUACUGUUUAUCACCUCCUUUCCCUGAGCCCACUUUCUGCUCUUUUCCCCAUUCUCAGAAAAAUAAUCCAGCUUCAUUUUAGGAAAAAAAAUUCACAAGCAGACAAGUCAACAGAAGAAAAUUAAUUUCACAAGUAAUCAGUCUUAAUGACCUCCCUGAAUCAUUUUCUUCUGCAUCUAAUAGUUACUAUGAAGUACAUGAAACAUAUUAGGCUGUAUCUCUCUAGGAUGUUUGUGAUUCAUUUGUCAUGUAUGUAUAUAGUAAUGUACAUAUUGUUUUUAUACUUGCUUUUUGACACCUAAAUAUGUGUGUGUGUUUAUACACACAAUACUCUUUAACUUCAUUUCAUUAAAGAUAAUUUAAAAAUAUUA